CUAAUUGAAUUUGCAUGGGUAGGAAAUGUGUGAGAAAAAUGCAAGUAAUCGAGAAAAACAAACAAUUCCUCAUACACUCGGAUCGAAGACGAUUGCUAGGAAGAAACACGAGUUGGAAACUGCAAACAAGAGAGUUUUUACUAGAGCUGAAAUGUAUCCAAUUAGUCAUAAGAAGAAGGAUGGAUCUUUUGUUAAUGAUGAGCCUAGAGAGAAAAGUGAACAAUUAACUUUGCUUCAAGCUAAUGAGAGUUCUACUGAUGAUGCAUAUAUCAAGUUAUUUGGAAAAGAACACUCGGGUCGUGUUAGAGGUGUAGGAUUUGGUGUUUGUCCCUCCCAAGUCAUGAAAUCUUCUAAUAGUUUAGGAGGGGCAUCUUCUUCAUGCAAUCAUGACUUUGAUAUGGCUAAAGUUCGCUCUAUGGAAGUAGAAUUACAAGAGAAAUAA
Molecule: messenger RNA, 442 nt
Organism: Arachis ipaensis
Lineage: Eukaryota; Viridiplantae; Streptophyta; Magnoliopsida; Fabales; Fabaceae
Source: RefSeq, a predicted model, not a curated record